Molecule: messenger RNA, 1279 nt
Organism: Solenopsis invicta (red fire ant)
Lineage: Eukaryota; Metazoa; Arthropoda; Insecta; Hymenoptera; Formicidae
Product: spermatogenesis-associated protein 17
Exons: 3
Coding region: 287-1159 (290 amino acids)
Biological process (GO): establishment of meiotic spindle localization; mitotic cell cycle; spindle organization
Cellular component (GO): spindle pole
Molecular function (GO): protein binding
Source: RefSeq, a predicted model, not a curated record
CAAAUUGCUCAAAAAAUUGACAAAAUAGUUUUUUUGUCUGUUAAUUCUUAUUAAAAAACGUAUACAUUAUUAAUCGACCUGUCAAAACACAUGAUGACAGUCGUUUACAAUACGAAGUAAUGUACGAUGGAAAAAGAUACACAACUAAAUGCGAGUAUCGAUCUCAUAUCUUUUUUAAGAGAAGAAAUAUAUUGUACAUACAUACCUACAAAUAUGAAAUUAUGAUCUCAGAUUUAUAACAUUUAUCAAAUAAGACGAUUCCUAAGUAAUUGAAUAUAGUAAAAGAAUGGCAUCGCUGUUAAGAUUUAUGGUUAAUCCCACUGAACUACAGAAUGCAAUUAAAAUUAAACACGAGAUGGCUGAAUCAUCAAGACUCCAACAUUUUAUCGCGGCUCGUAAGAUUCAAGCUUGGUUCCGCGGUGUCAUUACCCGCAAUCAUCUUCGUAAACUUCACGAAAACGCGACGAUUCUACAACGUCAUUGGCGCGGUUAUCAAGCCAGAAUGUUUGUUAAUCAGUAUUUAGUUGAACGUGUUCACCAGAUGUGGCAACAGUAUUACAAUGACAUGGCAACGAGAAUCCAAGCCGUUUGGAGAGGCUAUUGGUCUAGAAAAACACGGAUAAACUUUUUACAGUUGCAACGAUGGUUAAGGAACGUUUAUACGAAGAACAGUGAAACUUUAGAGAAUAUGAAGAAAUUUAGACAAGGAGAACUCGAGCAUGUGGAAAGUGUGACUGAACAAGAAGCGAUGCUCUGGAUUUUAUUUAUUUUGUUCAAGGUGAACAAUAAACUGUUAACAUUGGAUCUUUGCAAUUGCACGUGUACAUCUCAUCUUUUGUUAUAUAAUUUAAUGCUUAAACAUUGCUUAUACGUUAUGUUCCUAAAGCUGCAUCAUCUGUUGAGAACAAAGUGUCGUCCCGGUGUCAUUACAAGAAUUGACAAAACUCGAUUCAUAUUCAUUGAAGAAAUGUUAAAGUGUCUCGAAUAUGAUCAAUAUAUUUCGAAAGCAGGAGCUGUUUGUAGAGACUAUCAAAUUAAUCGUAAACCUUCUUUAAUCUUUCACGGCACUUAUUUUGAGAAAUGCGAGAAUGAGAUUCGCGAGUUUGAGAAAAGUUUACUUGCUGAUAACGUAACCGUUUUCAGAAGUACGUUUAAUUAAUAAAUUAAAUCAAAUAAUUUUUAUUACAAAAAGAUCUCACUUUAUAAAUCAAGCAUACCCUAUUGUCUUACAAUUUUAUGAAAAUAUCUUUUUUUCCAUAUGCUUUGUAGAUCAGCAUUU